This is a messenger RNA of Saccostrea echinata, 1644 nucleotides long. RefSeq names its product cytochrome P450 20A1-like. Lineage: Eukaryota; Metazoa; Mollusca; Bivalvia; Ostreida; Ostreidae. The transcript is spliced from 11 exons. The record is from RefSeq and is a predicted model, not a curated record. Gene Ontology annotation, cellular component: membrane. The coding region runs from base 72 to 1475 and encodes 467 amino acids. Gene Ontology annotation, molecular function: iron ion binding; monooxygenase activity; oxidoreductase activity, acting on paired donors, with incorporation or reduction of molecular oxygen.
CUAGUAAAAACAGUGCUACUCGGAACUUCUCUAAGGUUUGAAGCAAUCGUUUGAUCAACAGCUUGAACAAGAUGCUAGACUUUGUGAUUUUUGCGGCAACUUUUCUUACAGCCUUAUUGAUAGCCACGAUUUACUUUUAUCCGGGAUCUAGAAGAGUUACAAGAAUACCAGGUCCAGAGCCUACCACAAAAGAAGAUGGGAACCUGUCUGACAUUGCACGGGCUGGGAGUCUACAUCAGUACCUGAUGAUGCUUCACAAACAGUACGGGGACAUCACAGCCUUCUGGAUGGGACAGGAACUGGUGGUCAGCAUCUGUUCUCCGGAACUCUUCAAACAGCACGCAUCUGUGUUUGAUCGACCACCGUCCUUAUUUGAGCUUUUUAAGCCAUUGCUUGGAGAGAAGUCGCCCCAGUAUGCCAACAAGGCUGACGGUAGAAAACGUAGGAAGUGUUAUGAUUCUGUACUGGCCCAUGAUUAUCUACAUCACUACUACCCAGCUAUACAGGAAAUUUCGGAUAACUUGGUGAAGAAGUGGUCAACUAUAGCCAAAGACGAACACAUCCCUUUGGCUCAGUACAUGAACGGGUUUUCUUUAAAGGUUGUGCUGGUCAGCUUGUUUGGAAAUAAAGCCUGGAGUGAUGAACAGAUUCUGGAGUUCAUCCAUCAGCAUGACAUUGUAUGGGGGGAAAUGGAAAGAAGAUUAACAGAUUUCCCAGAGGAAGGAAGUUCAAGAAUAAAAGCUUUUGAGGAAGCAAAAAACAGGAUGCUAGAGCUUUUUAAGAAAAUUAUAAAGAAUCCCAAGAAACUGAAAGACGCAGAUGAAUAUUUGUUCAUAGAUGCACUACUAGAUAGCACCACGGAUAAAGACCAGAUCUUCUCAGAUGUCAUUACAUACGUGAUUGGAGGUUACCACACAACAGGAAAUCUUCUAACAUGGGCAGUAUACUUUUUGGCAACUUAUCAAGAUAUACAGGAUAAAGUCUACAAAGAGAUCAGAAAAGUUCUUGGUAAAGAGGAUGUUAACCCCAAAUCAGCCAAGGAUUUGGUGUACCUAAACCAAGUUAUUGACGAAACUUUAAGGUGUGCUAUAGUGGCUCCUUGGGCUGCCAGGUAUCAGGAUAUCGACUCGGAACUCGGAGGGCAUAAAAUUCCAAAAAAUACUCCUGUAAUUCAUGCUCUUGGUGUAAGUCUACAGAAUGGGAAGUACUACCCUGUUCCCAACAAGUUUGAUCCAGAUCGAUUUAGUCCUGAAAACAAGAAGUCGAGACCAACUCUUGCCUUCCAGCCGUUCGGAUUUGCCGGCAAGAGAAUGUGUCCUGCAUACAAAUUUGCUUAUGCUGAGGCCAUCAUAGGACUUGCGACCUUGCUUAGAAAGUUCAAAAUCAGAAUGGUUGAAGGUCAGGUCGUCACACCAGUAUACGGCUAUGUCACUCAUCCAAAAGACGAGAUAUGGGUCGAAAUUGAGAAAAGAUAAACUGGAGUACUUUUAAAAGGUGUUUCUUCAUUUAAAUUGUUAAUACAUUAUAAAAAGUGUUAAUUAUGUAAAUACAGUACUAUAUAUCAUUUUUGCUAUUUGCAGGAUUAUUUGUAUUAAGAAAAUACAGUGUAGAACUAUGGGAAUUGGUAAUUUUAUUCCUAAUAUA